CUUAUAGUGAGAUUAAUAAAGGAGCCUAUUGCAAAUGGUGUGUUGUAUUUGCUUUUUCAGGCGGUGGAUCAGGCAACCAGCCGUUAAAGAACCUAGUAAGAGAGCCGAUGACCAAGUAUAAGAAUGCAAUGGCUGAUUUAAAUGAACAUUCUAAAACCAAAUAUCAUAUGAUAUCUAGUGAAAGGGCAAAAGACUUCUUAAAAAACUAUGAAAAUGGAGASCAAACGGCGGUAAAUGUACUUCUCAGCAAUCAAAAAAAAGAAAUAAUUGAACACAAUCGUAAGAGACUUAUACCUAUAAUUAAAACUAUACUUUUUUGCGCACGUAAUAACUUGCCAUUACGUGGUCAUCGAGAGUCCGGUUCACUUAAAUUUGAUAAUGUACGUGAAGAUUGUUUAUCGGGUAAUCAAGGAAUUUUCCGAGCUUUAUUGUCUUUUCGCAUGGAAUCUGGUGACAGAGAUCUUAAGUCUCAUUUUGAUAUUUCUGCUAAAAAUUGUACAAUGAUAAGCUCUACUAUUCAAAAUGAAAUUAUCGAAUCAAUGGGUUCUGUGAUUAAACAAAAAAUUGUUGAUAGAGUAAAACUUUCUAAGUAUUUUUCGAUUUUAUGUGAUGAAACAACCGAUAUCAGUACAAAUGAACAAAUGACAAUAUGCGUACGUUAUGUUGACUUAAAAAAUUGUGUCAUAAGAGAAGAUUUUUUAUGUUUUGUAAAAAUGGUUUCAACUACUGGGUCAGAAAUAACAAAAACAUUGAAACAUGAACUAGAAAAAGUUGGUUUAAGUUUUGAUAACUUAAGAGGACAGGGUUACGAUGGGGGAUCAAACAUGUCUGGCAAGUAUAACGGUGUUCAAGCACUAAUUUUAAAUGAAUAUCCUUUGGCUUUUUAUACUCAUUGCUUCAGUCACUCCCUUAAUCUAUGUUUAUCAAAAGCAUGUGAAGUAUCGGCUAUAAAAAAUAUGAAUGAUGUUAACACUGUUAAAAAGAAAAAGCUGAAACAACUGUGCCAAACUCGAUGGGUAGAGCGACACGACGCUAUAUUAACUUUUAAAGAACUAUAUAUUUACAUUGUUUCUACGCUAGAAGAUCUUGAGCAUGAUACCAAUACAGAAACAUCAACGAAAGCUACGUUGUAUGGAAGUGCCAUAACAAAACCGGAUUUUAUUAUUGCUUUAGAAGUGUCUGCUAAAUGUUUUUCUUAUAYUUUUAAUUUGAGCAAACUUUUACAAGGUAAGCAACAAGACGUAUGCAAUGCUUUGGCUAACGUAACACAAGUAAAAAAUGCCUUACAAAGUAUUCGAAAUGAUGCCGAUAACUCUUUCAAAGAAAUAAUGGAAACUGUUUCAAAAUUAGCUUCUAUUGUAAAUAUUGACAUUAAAAUGCCUC
This is a messenger RNA of Diuraphis noxia (Russian wheat aphid), 1383 nucleotides long. RefSeq names its product 52 kDa repressor of the inhibitor of the protein kinase-like. NCBI's taxonomy places the organism in Eukaryota, Metazoa, Arthropoda, Insecta, Hemiptera, Aphididae. Gene Ontology annotation, molecular function: protein dimerization activity. The record is from RefSeq and is a predicted model, not a curated record.